This is a messenger RNA of Bipolaris zeicola 26-R-13, 525 nucleotides long. RefSeq lists its product as uncharacterized. NCBI's taxonomy places the organism in Eukaryota, Fungi, Ascomycota, Dothideomycetes, Pleosporales, Pleosporaceae. The record is from RefSeq and is a predicted model, not a curated record. The transcript has a single exon. The coding region runs from base 1 to 525 and encodes 174 amino acids.
AUGAUGAACAUCAACCUAUUCAAGCGCGACGAGGACGACAGCCUCAGCGACACCCAUCUGACGCUCCUCAUCACCCUCGUCAUGUUGGCCUUGCUCGGCGUAGCAAGCAUCACAGGCCUGCUCUUCCUACGGAGCCUCCGUCGCGCAAGGAAAAUGGAACAAGCCACCCCAGAACUCCCCAUCUACGAGAAGCGUCAAUCAAAUAUCAACCACUUGACCAUCACCGCCAUGCCAUACAAAGGCCGCGAGUCCGUCAUCACCUACUCAGAAAAGCAGACCCUCAUGGACAGCCCCACCAGCCCAGUGCCCGAGAUUCGCAUCACCUUCCCCGACGAGGUUGACGAGUCGGGCAAGCAGCACUCUGGCCGUGUUGUCGUCGUUCGUGUUGGAGACCACAGCGUUGGCCUCGAGCCUCUGCGCGAGGACCUCCCAGCCUACCAGCAGGACGCAUCAGACCGCUUCGAUUCCCUCGACUUGGAUCGUAUGGGCGGCCUGAAGGAGAAGGACGACAAGUACUACUCAUAA